Messenger RNA from Lolium perenne, 1756 nucleotides. RefSeq names its product histidine-containing phosphotransfer protein 1. Lineage: Eukaryota; Viridiplantae; Streptophyta; Magnoliopsida; Poales; Poaceae. Gene Ontology annotation, biological process: cytokinin-activated signaling pathway; phosphorelay signal transduction system; phosphorylation. Gene Ontology annotation, cellular component: nucleus; cytoplasm. The record is from RefSeq and is a predicted model, not a curated record. Gene Ontology annotation, molecular function: histidine phosphotransfer kinase activity; protein histidine kinase binding.
CGUACUUUAGUAUAUAUGUGCAUGUAAUACCCUUCGUCCAUUGAUGACAGUAGACAUGUAUUUCGUACUCACCUCAUUUAAUACCCUGCGUCCAUUAAUGACAGUAUGUGUCAUCAACCGGCCACACUACUGUUAUGUUGACACGCCUUGGGAGGUGGAGCAUGUGUUCUUCAGAUUUACAUGCAUAAUAAAACUACCUCUUAGCUGUAAAUAAAUGAAUAAAGCUACUACACAAGGUAUCCAAUGGAAGUAUAACUUGGUCUAGACAGUAAAAUUAAGUACUCCAAAUGAAAAUAAACGGUAUCCGAUAAAACUUCCCCUACACCGUUUAAGCAUCAAUCAUAUUAAGUAGAAACAUUUAAUACAAUCAAUUGGUUUAAGACUUAAAAGUUAUGGAAUUGAACUCUUCCUACGCCCUGUCAAUCAUAUAACUUAUUGCGCAAAAAAAAUUUAUAAUAUUUGAUGGGUAAAUAAAAGGUAUCCAAUUAAACUAUGCUUACAUUUGACCAGUCAAAUAGACUAAGGGCCAAAAUGAUUUAGAAUUAAUUCUAAACUUGGCAUUUCUCAAUGAGAAAGGGGUGUGCUAUGACAAAAAUAAUAAAUGAGAGCAAUAAAUAGCAGGAAGAGGAUAGCUGUCCACUUCCAACCUGCGGUGUGUGUGUGUGUAAGUUGGGUGGCUUGGGAGUCCAAUUCCCCUAUAUAUACCACACCCGCUCGAGUCGACGCUUCAGGUAGCCAUGGCAGCCACGAUGAAGCUCAGCACCCUUGGUUCUGCAGCCAGCAUGUUAAGCACGGGUUUGUUCGACGAGCAGUUCCAGAAGUUGCUUCUGCUCCAGAACAAGAGCGACCCAAACUUCGUUACCGAGACCAUCACCAUGUUCUGCGAGGACGGCGAGCAGACCAUUGCUGAGCUCACCAAGCAGCUGGGCAAGCAAUGCGUGAACUUCGAUGAGGUAGCUACUUUUGUGCAUAAGCUUGAGGGCUGCAGUGCAAGUGUUGGUGCUAAGAGAGUGAAGAAUACCUGCAUUCAAUUCCUUGAGUUUUGUAAGGAGAAGAGCAGAGAUGGGUGCCUGAAGACACUGGAUACUCUGAGGGUUGUUUUCGAUGAAGUGAGCGGCAAGUUUAAGGAUAUGCUUCAGCUGGAGCAGCAGCAAGCCGGAGCAACAAAGUGAGAGCCACAUGUUGGGACGGCACUACUGCCUUUGAAGUUGUAGAACAAGAUUUGCUUCUGUGAGGUCGCCUGAAGCUUCUUAUCGGAAAACUGGUCAUUUAGCGUCGCCGAUAUCUGUGUUACUCUCGGCAGUGUCAUUUUUAGUUCUCAGUGGUUAAAUAACAAUCAUCCGCCGUCAUUUUGCGGAUCGUCAGUGGUUAAUCUGGCUGCUCAGUUCUGGCAAGCCAGUUUCGGUCGUAGGAGUGCAGAAGCAGUGUAAUGUCGACAGAGUCAUGCCUCGGCCAGUGUAUCGGCUGUGGUUGUUUGUUGUGGAGAACAUUGUGUGUUAUUCUAAUUUCAAGUUAUGUUGUGUUGGGGAAAUUUUUAUUGCUAUAGAAUUCCUCAGCUCAAGUUAUUUUCUAUUCAGUCUCAGGUGUGUUUUUCGUGCCUAGGGAUUCUUCUAGAGUGCACAAAUAUCAUGUUGGUUCUGUGCUAGCUGGUAUAUGGAAACAGUUCAAUACCCGGAUGAACUGAUGAGGUAACACUCUUAGCAACCUGUCAGACAUGGAGCAUACCGGAAAACUUGGAUGCUUUAUUUACAAUAUA